Homo sapiens (human) is the source of this 2403-nucleotide messenger RNA. RefSeq lists its product as uncharacterized. The coding region runs from base 1 to 1209 and encodes 402 amino acids. Lineage: Eukaryota; Metazoa; Chordata; Mammalia; Primates; Hominidae. The transcript has 2 exons. The record is from RefSeq and is a predicted model, not a curated record.
AUGAGGGGGCUGCGGGCUUGCAGUAGAGACCUGCGCUUAGCUGCUGGUGCGGGGCAGGCCUGGGGCAGCGCGGGGCGAGGAAGGCGGGGUCCGGCUCCACGCGGUCAAACGGGGACGCAGGGCGUGGGCAGUGGUGGCAGUGGAGCGGGAGUACGACCAGAGCCAUGUGCGGGGCAGCGACCGGCAGGAGGGAAAGCCCUGCGCGGGGAAGGGCAGGCCCAGGCCGCCCAGGGCUACGCGGCCGCGAACGGUUGGGGGACGGUCCUGGUCUCUGGCCUGGUCCCGCAAGAUCCCCGCGCUGCGCCGCCUCCCGGAGGAAGGCAGCUCCUCCUCCUGCGCCCACCUCGCUGGGUACCCAGUUGUUUCCCAAACUCACAAAGCGCAGACAUCUCCCAAGAGGACAGGAAGCCUGCAAAGAGGCGCCCCACACACUUUUAUCACCCAGACGAACACAAAGCCCAGCCCUCCCACGUCCGGGGUUCCCGGCGCCCGGGUUCCCCGCGCUCCGCCUCCCCCGGCGUCGGGCGCAGCUGGGCGUCAAGCUGGGCGGGGGUCCCUCGCCAGCCUCUGGCGCUCGACCUUCGCCCCACCUGGAAGGCGCCGGAUGCGAGACUCGCCCUUGGCUCGGCCCGCGGCCCCGGCCGGCGCCUCGCCCUUCACCUUCAAGUCCCCGAGGGAGCUCGGCAACUCGGCCCAAGGACAGGGGCCCAGCCUAGCCGUCACCGCCGGCAGCGCGCUCCGGGUCUGGCUCUGGUAGUCACUGGCGUAUCCCGCAUCCGGCCUGCUCACGGCGCUCCAGGCCUGCCCCGCGCGCCGAAACCCUCCGCCGGACGCGGAGGAAAAGAAGGUGGUGAGCGAGGCACGGAGAUGCUCCGACGGCUGCGCGGGUCUCCGAGGCCGAACCGCCACCCGCGUUCCGGGCCAGUCCCAGCCCACGGCGUGGCCAGCGCUGCCGCCGGUCCAGCGACACUGCGGGCGCCCCCGGGCCGCGGGGCCUCUUCUGAGACCAUGUGGCCCACAGAGAAUCUAAGCUCCCGCCGCCGGGCUCCACCUCAACGGCGGAGAACUCGGGCGCCGAGCAUCGCCCGAUCCCUACCCGGCAGCGGACGGCUACAGGGUUUGAUUUUCCCCUCCACAGGAAAGAACGUGCAGAGGCACAAAUCCCCUCCUCUUCCCUCAGAGGAAAGCCUGUCCCAGCGGUCCCGCUGAGAACUUCCGAAGCCUUGGCGCGGCAGGCAGGCCCCUGAGCCGGUGCACCGCGAAGUUGCAUUCUCACCUUCGAGUCACCGUGGCUUAGGCCGAGUAAACGAGCACUUCAUCUAGCGCCGGGCGGGCCCCGGCACCAAGCUAAGAGCUCAAAACUCCUCGAAGCGGGCGCGCGACGUCGCGGUCCGAGCUCUCCUCGCCGCACUCCCCCAUCAGACCUAAGAUCUUUUACCUUUUAAAUUAAAGUGAAUCCAGAUCCUUGUUAAUGCGGCCUAAUGUAGCAGCGGGAAGAGUGUAGGUCCCUGGCGAGGGGAGCGCGCUCCGGUGACCUCUAGCGCCUCAGACGCCCGCGCAGGAGGAACUCCCGCAGCCCGCCCGGGACCCGAGGGCAGGAGGGUGCGGGGAACGGGGCUGCCACUGCGCCUAAGCCUUUCCCCUUUUAUAGGCUUUAGGGAAACAAAUCCUCUUUUCCUAGUGGAUGUAAGAAGUGAGUGAAUUUAAAGUCACAGCCACGGCGGUAAGCGGCCCCAAUUGUCUGGGAUUCAUAAUGCUGUUAAUAUACACACGUAUAUGUAACAGCACUUUGCAGGUAUACAUACAUAUAUAUUAUAUGUAUUUUUUUUCAUAUGACGUUUGCAUCAAUAUUCUGCGUGCUGUCCCUCCCCCACCCCAACCCCAAUCUGUUUUUAAAAAUCCACCUCCGCAGAAGAGGAGAGGAGUGCUUCAGGGAAGGGUGGAGGCAUCCAUGUCCUCACCUUUCCCAGUGAGGAAUCGAGACUUCCCGCCUUCGCGAUGGAACUAGAAAAGGGUAUGUAGUCCUGGACUUUAAAAGACAAUUAACAGAAGUGGAAAUAAGGAUGUAACUAUAUUCCGAGGAAGAGCGGGCAGGAAAUUCUUAGCUGUCGUAGCAGAAAGUAAAUGUCUAAAACUCAUAAGCCUAAAAUUAGCCAUGCAGGUACAUUAAUUAAUUAACCACUAGACAAGCAGAAUUAUUAAUGUAGGUAAUGCCCAGUAGGGGGAAGAAAAAAGGAAUUGAUUCUGACCUGUGGCACUGGGGCUGGGGAGAGAUGGAAACUUCUGACAACUCUGUUUAUAUUACAAGCCCGUCUGCAAUGUUGUUUGAGUUGUUGUAAGCGUGUGCAUCAUUUACAUUUUUAAAAUUAUUUUUAAAUGAAUAAAACAAUAAUGUUUUCUAUA